This is a messenger RNA of Nematostella vectensis (starlet sea anemone), 741 nucleotides long. RefSeq lists its product as uncharacterized. Bases 1 to 429 code for a protein of 142 amino acids. The transcript has 2 exons. The record is from RefSeq and is a predicted model, not a curated record. Lineage: Eukaryota; Metazoa; Cnidaria; Anthozoa; Actiniaria; Edwardsiidae.
AUGUUCAUCACGGUACUUUACGGGGACGAGGAGUCGUUAUUGUUCAACCCGAGCUGUACGGUGGUAAAUUUGCCCGAUAAUAUCAGAGAAAGAUGCGGAUUCAGCGACAGUGGGAAUAUUCUGGACCUGACAGAUCAGACAGGUCUCGUCUUAGAGCUAACAGACCAUCAGAGUGACAACGCGUCCAAAUACCUCACACAGAAAGCCGAGUACAUUCUGGUGGAGAAGCGCGUGCAACAGAGCUCGACAAGCGAGCCGAACAGCUCGCCCUCACAGGACAUCACAUACGUACCUCUUCUGAACAAACUCGACAAAUUCCCUAACUACCAGAUGCGAGUAGCGCAACCCAGUCCCUCCCCAGCCAGUACGGGCGGCGGGAAGCAUGGAAAGACGAGGAAAGGAAAGAGAAGGAAAGCUAAUGGAGACUAGAAGAAUACUACAUAAAAUACUUGACAACCAUGCUAAUAAUCAAACAAGUGUACAUAGUGAAAAAAGUUAGAUGAAAACGUUUAGUACAUAGGGCAAAGUCUAUCAUAUUCUUUGUCAUUGCAUCCGGUACAGCAAAUUCUGUUGACACAAAACCCGAAGCAAUACACUGAAAAUGAAUCAAUUUCUGUUGACACGAAACCCGAUGCGCAAAAAAUGUGUCUCUUCAAAACGUAGUUAAAUAACGGAAAGUAUAUUUCGGCUUCAAAAGUGAACACCAAAAGAACUUGUACCUCUGAACCCCCGUUAAGAAAU